Molecule: messenger RNA, 548 nt
Organism: Ilex paraguariensis (yerba mate)
Lineage: Eukaryota; Viridiplantae; Streptophyta; Magnoliopsida; Aquifoliales; Aquifoliaceae
Source: the annotation of a GenBank genome assembly
UACCCAUUCAUGGGUCAUAGAGAAGGUGAGCACCUCUCUAUAAAUCUACUGCCUCACCAUUCCAUUCCUCCCACCAUUUCUUCACUUCAAGCACACACACACGCACAGAGUUGAAAAUGGCGGUCACAGUGCCCAAAAUCAAAUUGGGUUCACAGGGUUUGGAAGUAUCAAAACAAGGGCUGGGCUGCAUGGGCAUGUCAUAUGGGUAUGGCCCUCCCAAGCCCGAAGAGGACAUGAUCAAGCUCGUCCACCACGCCAUCAACUCCGGCGUCACCUUCCUCGACACCUCCGACAUGUACGGCCCCCUCACCAACGAAAUACUUAUUGGCAAGGCUUUGAAGGGAGGGAUGAGAGAGAAAAUGGAAUUAGCGACGAAAUUCGGGAUCAAGUUGGAGGAAGGAGUUAUUUGUGGUGAACCGGCAUACGUGCGGGCUGCUUGCGAGGCCAGCUUGAAGCGGCUUGACAUCGAUUGCAUUGAUUUGUAUUACCAGCAUCGCAUUGACACUCAAGUGCCCAUUGAAGUCACGGUAAAUUUGCUCCUCUUUUAG